This is a messenger RNA of Bombyx mori (domestic silkworm), 7615 nucleotides long. RefSeq names its product E3 ubiquitin-protein ligase TRIM9 (gene Trim9). The coding region runs from base 267 to 2249 and encodes 660 amino acids. Gene Ontology annotation, cellular component: neuron projection. The record is from RefSeq and is a predicted model, not a curated record. The transcript has 10 exons. Lineage: Eukaryota; Metazoa; Arthropoda; Insecta; Lepidoptera; Bombycidae. Gene Ontology annotation, biological process: axon guidance. Gene Ontology annotation, molecular function: zinc ion binding; protein binding.
UUUUAUUCAUUCGGCUUGGUUUAAAGGUCUCGCAUCAGAGCCAUGCUGUUUAAAAAAGUUAUCAAUUGGUCGGUUUUGAGUUUUUGACGUCUGUUGACUAUUGUAUCUUGGAGUUGAUAUUUUUGAUCGGUGUUGUUGUAACUGUAUUUUGUUUGUUAUUGAAAUUGCUACAUUUUUAUCUCUUAUCAUGACUAAAACUCGUACGAAAUUAUUUUGAUGACGACAUUACAUAGUUAAUAAACGAUAGUUGAAUUUAAAAAUACAUCAUGGAAGAAGAAAUAAGAUGUAAUGUUUGUAAAGAAUUCUACAGAGAACCCGUGCUUCUACCUUGUGGACACGCUGUGUGUCGGGUCUGUGCAGAAAAGUUGCAGGUUCACAUUCACGAUAAUGAAGGUUCAGGGUCGUCUAAUGAUUAUCAAGAAGCGGAUAAAGCAUCAGUGUCGAGUGAAACUGACAGUGGUGUGGUAUGUGGAUCAAGGCCUAAUAGUUACGCGGGAACCCCGGCUGUGCCAGCAUAUUCGUCUGCUGCAUUCAGUAUUACAUGCCCUUCGUGUAGGAAACUAGUUUACUUGGAUGACAACGGAGCUGAUGGACUCCCUCCAUUUCGCGUUAUGCGAACAAUUGUUGAACGUUUCGGGGGCGUCACUGGUGCACCGCCUGCAGAAGAAGCAUGUCAAAUGUGUGAAGGAGAACGUCGUGCAGCUGUUGUCCGUUGCGAACAGUGUUCAGUGAGAUAUUGUGCUGCAUGUCGUGAUGCCUGGCAUCCUACUCGUGGUCCAUUAGCACAACAUGAAUUACGGGCUCUAGGGACUACUUGCGCUGAUCAUGGUUUUCCUCCAGUACAAUAUUGUGUAACAUGUUUAAUUCCCAUCUGUCAACGGUGUCUUACUGAGAGACAUUCAAUACAUGAAACACAACCUUUAGCAACAGCAGCAAGGACUCAUAAGACUGAAUUAUCACAAUCCCUGCAGCAUUUAUCAGAACAGGCCAAAUCCAUGACAGACCACAUACAAAAAGUAAAAGCUUCUGGUGAAAAAAUUAAUGAAUCUUGUGAGGAAUUGGAGAAGCAAAUUGACAAUGCAUGUGCAGAACUAACUUGUGCCAUAGAAAGACGACGAGAUGAAUUAAUUCGUGCAGCACGCAGUACCAAAUCUCAGGCAAUUGCAAACAUGAGAUCUCUUACUUCGCAUGCUGCGCAGAAACUAAGAGAAGCCACUGCCCUGCUACACUUCUCUAUUGAAGCAUUAAAAGAACCAGAUCAGGCUGCAUUUCUUCAGGUGGGCAACAUUCUGUCUAUACGAGCACAAGAAACUGCUGCCAAUUUAUGUACGUCCUUGGAGCCGCCUCCGUCUCCGCCGGCGCUUAACUUGGAUAUAGAACCAGUGUUGCGUACAGUGAAAAGCAUGAAUUUUGUUGAAUGUACACCACCGGGCGCUCCGGAAAUGGCAGUAGAGGCUUGUGCGGCUCGCGGGUGCUCGUGCACGCUGGCCUGGAAGCCGCCGCCCGCGCCCUCCGCCGUGCGCGGAUACGUACUGGAAUUGGAUGAUGGACUCGGGGGACCGUUUCGGGAAGUGUAUUGCGGUCGGGAAACCGUCUGUACAAUCGACGGCCUCCAUUACGCGUCGCUGUACAGCGCCCGCGUUAAGGCAUUCAACGGAGCCGGCGAGGGACCCUAUAGCGAAAUAAUAGGAUUGCAAACUUCACCGGUGGCGUGGUUCACGUGGGACGCGCGGUGCAGCUCGGGCGGGGGGGGCGGCGGGGUGUCGCUGUCGGCGGACGGCGCGCGCGCGGCGGCGGCGGGCUGGCAGCCGCGCGUGGUGCUCGCCGACCAGCCGCUGGCGCGCGGCCUGCACUACUGGACGCUGCGGCUCGACGCGUACGACGGAGACGCGGACCCCGCCUUCGGCAUCGCCCGCGCCGACGUCGCCAGGGAUAAGAUGCUCGGAAGCGACGCGCUGGGCUGGGCGAUGUACAUCGACGGGUCGCGGUCGUGGUUCGUGCACGGCGGCGCGCACGGCGGGCGCACUGCGGGCGGCGUGCGGUGCGGCUCCACUGUGGGCGUGCUGCUCGACCUCACGCGCGGCACGCUGCGCUUCACCGUCGACGACCAUCCACAGGGAGACAUCGCAUUCACCGGACUGCGCGGCGCCUUCUACCCCGCGGUGUCGCUGAACCGCGGCGUGGCCGUGACGCUGCAGCCGGGCCUGCCCCCGCCCGAGCGGCUCCUCUCGCAGCUCGCCGCCGAGUGAGCCGUAGACACGUGUUCAUUGAACUGCCGAGGCCGGCGCUCUCUGACAACGCUGCGCCUACACCCUGGACCACGGGUAGAGCUGUCACUACAUUCUAUCUGCGAUGAGUUUGUCACGCUAUUUUACUAUUAGUAAAAUACCCAAAAUAGUUUUAAAGCCACUUUGAAAACAUAACGAUUAAAAUUAAUUUUCUUAACCCAGAAAAAUUAUGUAUUUAAAAUAAAGUAUAUGCUUUUUUUUUUGGAUCGACAGUUGAAUCACGAGAAUGAAAAAUAGAACAGACGAUUUUUAGGACGUGUUACAAAAUACCCUGAUGUUUGAAAGGGGGGUUUUAUUUAUUUAACUUAUUUAUUUGUAUUUUGGGCACUAAACCUUAAUGUGUUAUGUAUUUAAAUAGUGUGUUCAAUGAACAAAUUGUAAUGAUUCCCGUAAAACAGAAAAAUAUUUGUUUCAAAGCGCCCUCUACUCACGAAUUGAACGAUAUGGCAUUUUAAAAUUCCCAUAUCUGAGUAAUGAAAUUACAUAAAUACAAACAAUCUAAUCAUAAUAUUAAUCAUGGAUAGUAGUAGUACAUUUGAUAUAUUUGUUUUCGAGAAAUCGGUUGGGCGCGUCAUGGAAUAUUCCAUUCUCAACUUUAUGUUAAAUGGGAAUGGGUGCAUAAUGUAUUUAAUAUCACAAUUAAACAGCGUCUUUUAUAUAGUAACUAGUUCGGCUUAAAUAAUAACUAAAAACGUUCCGAGCCCCGUCCGUGAUAUAAUAUUUAACGUUGACAUUUAUUCGAAGUCAUCAAACUGGUUUCUGUACAACAUAUAUUACGAAUAUUCAUAGUGAGUUCGAGAAUUCAUAUUCUUAUUUCGGCAUACAAUAUAGUCUUAAUAAUACAAAAUAAAUGUAAAGUGAAUAUUCAUAGAAUUUAAUGAAAUUAAUGCGAGUGUAGCUAGGCAUUUAUAUUAAGGAAUUUCAAAAUUAAUAUUAGCAACCAACCGCUACUAAAAAUCAAACUAGUCUUAUAUAUUCGUUGAAAUUCUUAUUGCCGUUUAUAUACUAGUGUAAAAAUAGUUUUAAAUUACUUUACACUUACAAUGAUUGGAUUAGGCAUUCACUUAUUUUAAAUUAUUUAUUAAUUAAGUAUUACACUGUGCCAGAUAACAUUAUAUUAAAAUUUAAUGGUUCUAGUGUUUUAAACAUAUUUUUUUCUAUAAAUUAAUACUUAAAUAAGAAAAUAUUUUAAGCGACGAGACUGUCAUUAAUUAUCAAUAGUUUAAUAUUUAAAUACAUUACUUUUUUUUUCUAAAUAGAAAGCACACGUCUUAAGCCAAGACUGAUUAAAAUUGUCUUAAUAGUAAAUUAUUAAUAUUUAAUUACAGAAUACAUUACUAAACUGUAAGAAUACGAAAGAAAACCUGGCAGUCUUAUCCCUAAACGUUCAGUCAGGUUAUAAGCGAAAAUAAUAAUUAAAUCUUGGAAAUAAGUUUGUAGAUUACUGUGCUCUUUAAUUUCCAAUAUUAGUUUUAUAGCUUUGGUAUAAUUAGUCCGUACUUAAACAUAACGUAAUUAAUAAUAUUAUGAAAGAUCAAAUACUUUUAAAUCUGUAUUCAUAUUAAUCAUGUUAUUAUUUAUUUUAUUUUUAUACUUAUUGUACACAAAAGAAAAUACAAUAAAAAACAGAUUUAAAGAAUUCUAAAUACUAUGUACAAAGGCGAGCUUAACUCAUUCAUGAGUUUUCUUCCAGCAAACCAUUAUCAGAGAGAAAUACGAUGUAUAAGAGGGGAAUAGUGUACAAUAUAAAGCAUGAUUUUUAACUAAGCAUUAAAAAAAAUAAUCUAACAUUAAAUGAAAAAUACAUAUAAAUAAAAAUACAUAAAACAAUAACUUAAAUACGAUUAAAGUGACAGGAAAUGUUUCUUCAUUUGACUCUUAAAAACUUCUAGAGAGGAACUAGCACGAAUAGGUUAAGGGAGAGAAUUCCAUAAUCGCACUGCUUGUAUUGUGAAAGAGCCACUAUAGCGACUAGAGCUGUGUAUGGGAGUUUUUAAAAGAAGAGAAGUGGCUUGUCGACUAACUUUGCCGUCAGGAAUCAGAUAUUCAAAGCGUUCACGGAGAUAGAUAGGGGCAUCAGGAUUGUGAAGAAUAGAAUAGAGAAAAGAGAGAAUGUGGCAAUCUCGACGUCGCCUAAUCGGCAGCCACCCCAGCUCAGCCCGGAAAUCGGAGACAUGGUCAUACUUCCGGAGACCAAAAAUGAAGCGGAUGCACAAAUUCUGCAGACGUUCUAGUUUAUCUAAAAGCAAUUCAGAAGCAUCUAGAAAACAGAUAUCAGCAUAAUCGAGAAGAGGAAUUAAAAGCGUUUGGGCAAGAUAAAUUUUAGUGCGAAGAGGCAAGAAUUUUUGAAGGCGUUUCAGAGACUGAAAGGAGUAAACUGUUUUUCUGCUUACUUCGGAAACGUGAUUAAUCCACGAGAGGUGACUGUCGAUGUAUAAACCUAGAUUUUUGACACAUUUCGAAUACGCUAUCGGAACGUUGUCGUAGAGGAUGGGCGCUAACGAGCUGUAAUCGAGAAGGCCGCACAUAUACCUACCACCAACAAUGAGAGCUUGCGAUUUCGAAGGAUUCACCAAAAGACCAAAGGACUUGGCCCAGUUGUAAAUCGCAGAGAGAUCCACGUUGAUUGCCGAAAUAGCAGCCCCAACGUCAGCAACCCUCGUAUGACGAUAUAGCUGCAAGUCGUCUGCAUAGAGAUGGAAGUGUGAAGAUAAAGAUUGAGAAAUUGUGUUUAUAAACACAGAGAAGAGGAGAGGAGAAAGUACGCCACCCUGUGGAACACCCGCAGUGAGGUCACACCACUCAGAGAAAGACUCUUCAUAGCGAACCGACUGCGAGCGUCCACGGAGGUAAGAAUUAAACCACUGAAUUACCGAAGACGAGACAUUAAGAGAGGAUAGGAUACCGAGAAGAAUGUCAAAAUCAACUGAAUUAAAAGCAUUGCUAAAGUCCAGUAAAACCAAAAUAGUAAUUGAUUUCCGCUCCAUGGCCAAGCGAAUAUCAUCGGUGAUUUUCACCAACGCGGUGACAGUGCUGUGACCUGGACGGAAUCCAGAUUGAUACGGACUCAGUAGGUUAUUCGAAGAGAGGUAAAAAGACAGUUGUUUCUGAACAAUGCUCUCGAGGACUUUGGAAAAGAUCGGAAGAAUAGAGAUGGGACGGUAAUGGGACAAAGAAGCAGGUUUUGCAAUUUUAGGCAAGGGUAGGACAUGAGCCUUUUUCCAAAGUGACGGAAAGGAACUGGACUCAAGAGAAAAAUUUAUUAUGUGGCAAAGGAUAGGAGCAAUUUCCUCCAUGAUAAGUGUGAACAUUUGAAGCUGCAGAUUAUCACAUCCUACUGCCUUGGUGGAAAUGGAUUGAAAGGAUUUUUUAAUAUCCCGCUUAGCAAUUGGUGUAAAGGAAAAAGAAGUAUUUAAUGGCUUAGAAAGAUUUGAGAGAUGGUUAAGAGUAGAAGAUUUGAUGGUGGCAUCGAGCGUGACUGGAGGCUUGGCAAAAUGCGCAUUGAGUGCGUCAAUAUUCGCCAUUACGGUAUUCUCCUCAACAGCCUUACCGAUACCAAGAGACUUGAGAAAUCGCCAUACUUGUGUAGUAUCGAGAUUAGUUACGGAAUUGUGAAUGUGGCGUCUCUUUGCAUCCCUACACAGGCGACUGCAACGGUUGCGAAGUUUUUUGUAGACUGCCCAGUUUUCCUCAGACGAGUUCUUCCUAUACCUCAUUUUUGCUUUAUGUUAUUAUUAUAUUAUUAACAACAUAAUCGGUCAAACAGGCUUAAAAAUGUAUAUUAAUCGUUAUUUGUACUUAAAAGUUGUGCGUGUGUUGGUUAAAAUUUUCUUUAAAUUGAUUCUACAUAGAGUUCUUAAUCGUACUAAAUAGAUACCUUUUAUAUUGGACUAAUGUACACCGUCCUUGAAUGUAUAAAUUUGAAAGGUUUUUUUUCUUUAUGUCAUUUUGACAGCUUUCACGGCCGCCAUCUUUAUAUUCAACGGUAAAUUCGUUGCGUUGUGUGUUUUUUUCCUUACUGUCGAAGUCGUCUUCUUUUUUACUUGAAUUUGUUUAAUAAUUAGUGUCAGAAGUGCAAGCUGCUACUGCAGGAAGCAGAGAAACAUAUCAACUGAUUGCUGAUUUAAUGAUUACAUUAAAUUAUUGAUCAAUAUACAGCUCGCUUGUUCAAUUGGACAUGAUUUUGGGCACUGAGACAUGAGUCGACUAUUAUCAAAGGCGGCAAUCUGACUUUUGGACAAUGAUUGGUAAAUCAGAAAAACGAAUUAUUGACUUUGUAUUCCAUUGGCAGUUACAAAACUCUUCGGAACGACAUCUUAGAUAAAUAACAGGUUAACUAUUAACCUUUAUUUAAUGCAGGUUUUGAACCGUAUUCUUUGAAGGAGACGAUUAUAUUCAAAUAAAUCUGUAUUGACAUAUCAAUAAAAAUGUUUUGUCCAAAUGUACAGAUUGCCACCUUUGAUAAUAGACGACUCACAUCUGAAGAUAUUAAAAAUACAUUACAAUAUACAACACCGUUCCUCCCCUCCUCCUCAUAUUUUGAGUUUUUCGAUAUUAAUAAUAUCUAUUUAUUUAUUUAAAAAAAGUACUGCCACAUCACAAACAUUUAACAUUGCAAAUAACUUAAACUAUUUAAUGUAUGGCCUGAUGCAUGUGACAAUAAUGGCGUACAUAACAUUAUCUGCACAUUCAAAGUAUAAUAAGUAUAUCUACGCGAGGAUAUAUACGCGAGUAUGUCUAUAGUAAGAUUUUUUUAAAGUUUGAUUUAAAAAAUGAAUAUAGAACAAAAAAGACACACACACACACACACACUUCUAUGCUUAUAAAACUAUGUAAUUCUAGCAAUAGUAGAAACAACUUUAUGAAUGAAAUAUGUACUUAGAGUUCAGAUAUACUAAUAUGACUGAUUCAAUGAUUAAGAUAAACAGUUAUGUGAUCCUCUGCUAUGCAAUAACGGCAUCGAAUUUAUAUCUGAAACAUGUAAUGUAAUCGUAUGCUAGGCUUAAGAAACUUUGUAUCAUUCAAUUUACGUAAUAUGUUUUGUUAUAUUUAGUAAUAAACAAUGGAUUCAGACGUAUAAAAGACAACAUUAUAAUAUAAUAUGUAGUUAGUAGUUAUAUGAACCAAGUUUUCUUCACGAUAUUUAAAUAUGUACAUGUAACGAGAACUGAAACUCAACUAAGUAGUUAGCAUUUGUGUAUAUUCGAAUCAAUUAAAACGCGCUUAUAAUUAUUAGACUAUAAUAAUAUACCAUAUACUAUAUACUAUAAUUAUUAUAUCAAGUUGGAUUGUGAAUUUUUUAAUUAAAACUCGAUUUUGUGUGUUUA